UCCUUAUCGGCAGGUGGCAUCGUGUUUGAUUACAUUAGUGAGAGUUUUUGGGGUUGUUGCCCAAACGAUUUUGAUGGGCUCCAAGUCGUAAAUGACAUGCACGAAGACGCUGAAUCAGAUACCUUCAUUGAAAAUCUCGCAUCAGCAGAUAUCAUUUUCCCUGUCACAGAGGAGCGAGAGACACAGUUAACGUUCUCUGAGAUUAGGUACACUUUUCACGAGAUCGUAAAAACGCAUGGUUACGUGCUGAUUGGUCGCAUAGAUCACUUCAACAAGAAAGCCAAGAGUUUGGUAUUACGAUCGCUUUAUGAUUCGUGGCCCAUAUUUACAUUGACCUUUCUUCUUGCUGGAAUAGCUGGGAUUUUUAUUUGGGCAUUGGUAAGUUGUAAAUAGUUUGACGAGGACUAUUAAAUAUCUGAGUAAUUUUUGAUUACAUGUUUCAUCAUAUUUUCGUUCGUUGAGUUUUACAUUACCGCAGUUCACAUAAUCUCCAUUCCAUGCUUCCUUUCAGUGUUGAUUUUUUAUACACUUUAUUACAAAAUACGAUCAUUAUAUAUAUCACCAAAGGCAUUUAUAAAACCAACAACACAAAAAAGUGUGAAAUACAGUGUGGUAAGAGAUUUCAAGGUGCUUCCGUGGUUCGCCCAGUGCCGAAUUACGUUGUGAUUUACAGGUUUUACAACUGAGGAAAGAGGAAGAAGAACUUUUAAUGCAAUUUUCCCGAAUUAUUAUAGUCACGUCUCCUUGUAGUAAAGAUGUAAUUUGUUUUAAUUUUCAUAACAAGUAACAUUUUCUAAAAAAGAAAAAAUUGUUUGAUCUAAUAUUCUCGCCAAUUUUAACUUAACCGCCCCUGCAAUAGCCUUGAUAAUAUAAAGUUCUUCGCUGAAGAACCACUUGAAAAAAUUCUGUGGAUAACAGUACACUAGCUUUCAGAAGGGCAAUUAAAAAUAAUGACAUGUUUUAUGAUUUGCAUUGAAGGAAUAUCAUGUGAAAAACGAAGAAUUCCCAUUGUCGUUUACAAGAGGUUCUUAUGAAGGUUUUUGGUGGGCAUUUAUCAGCAUGACAACAGUUGGGUAUGGAAAAUUAAAUUAACAUAGCAAUAAUAAGGCCUAUUUGUGAUGACGAUGAGUAAGUUGUUAUGAUAGUCAAACCAUUGUUGACUUUACGCUUACAUGGAUCAGCAAGAUCACAUUCUUCAAUACUGAAAAUUGUACUGGAAAACAGAAGAGGCCAAGUAUUAGGUGGCCGAUGCCCGACUCGCGUCGUACCUAGCCUGUGUGGCUGGCGGUUUUUUUCAGGUGUGUCUUUUCUUUUGUUCAUGUGGUUUGUAAAGGAGGAGAUACAACCGUGCGAAAGCCGAACCGAGAACGAAAAAGAAAAAGAUGGGAGAGGAGGAGAGGAGAUUCUCUCCUCACCCCCUCCCCUCCCCCAUCGUUUUCUGUUUUAACCUUGGUCCAGCAUUAGUGCCUCUGUUACUUUGAGAACCACAAAAGAACACCGCCCCCCCCCCCCAAAAAAAACGCCAGCUACGCAGGCUACGGGGAAACUUUGCCGUGCCUUUAUUCCUAAAUACAAGGUUGAAAUAAGAGAGGGUGUGUUACGCCGCAAAAUGUAACAUUAACGAGAAAUGUAACAUUAACCCGAAAUGUAACAACUUUUGACGCAAAAUGUAACAACUUUUUAACGCGAAAUGUAACAACUUUUUGACGCAAAAUGAAACAAUAUUUUUAACGCGAAAUGUAACAAACAAAAUGUUACAGCCUUGAAAUAACUGAGAGACUUGGACAUGAGCCUUGUAGAUAAAGUGUAAAUUGUCUGGUGGUUACAAAAACAGUUUAUUCAUAAAGUUUUCUUAUGUCAAAUAAACUUACAAAAGGUCGUAAAACAGGUGAUAAAGUUACAAGUCAUGUAUGUAUAACCUUGGAAUAGCAGUAUGGACAAUAACAACAACACUAACAUAGCAUGCGUGGGGUCGGUGUGCGGUGGCACGUUUUGUGAGGAGCGUAGUUUCUGUCCCUUUACGCCAAUUUUAGAGAACUUUAUACCACCUUGACAUAAUAAUUCAACGUUUAAACACUUGCUGAAGUAUUAAAUGCAGAAAUUAGGAGGAAAACACAAACGAGGAGCUCGAGGAUCAGUGGAGGAAGAAGAACCAUCGACACUUAAAAGAGCCAACAUGGCGGAAUGUCAAGAGGAAGAGGCCGCGGAGUUAGUGGAAGCGACAAAUGAAGCAAUAAACGCCGAAGGUGAGCCAAGUAAUGCAGAACUAAGGGAGAUGUUGGUAGACAUUCAAAUAAAUACUGCAACUAUCCUACGCGAAAACAAAACAAUCAGAAGCGAAAUGACCGAUCUCAAGCGCACAAUUCAACAUCAAACAGACGAUAUAACUGCGUUGAAAUCAUCUCUAGAACAUAUAACGAAGCAGUACAACGAGGUAGAACGCGAGCUGGUGGCAGCAAGAAAGAAAAUUCAAGAGCAGGAAGAAGAAAUUGGUGAAUUGUACGAUCUUCAAGACAAACUAGAACAAUACACGAGGAAAAACUCAAUAGAAAUACAUGGUGUACCAGAAUGCGCCUACACCGAGACGGAAGACGUGGUGUUAAAAUUAGCGGAGGCCCUAGAUGUAUCGGUGGAACCAAAGGAUAUCGAAAUAUGUCACAAGCUGAACAGGAAGGGUAACAAACCAAUUAUUGUAAAAUUUAUAAGCCACAAGGUCAAAACAAAUCUAUACAGGGCUAGGGCUAAGCUAAAAAAUGUCAGAGUUUCUAACAUCUUCCCGCAGUGCUCGUCGUCAACUCUAGUGCAAGCCGACAGAUUUUUAAACGAGAAUCUUACCUCGUACAGAAAAAAAAAAAUAAUGAAUCGGGCAAACGAGAUGCGGAGAAAUGAUGAAUUGUUGAGUGUCUGGUCAAUGGAUGGAUCAAUAUAUGUCAAGACCUCUCCGCAGGGUAAGCCGGUCAGAAUUAACGAGCUGGAAGACUUAGAUUAUCUUUAAAUGUCCAAUCGGCCAAGGAAGACAAAAACUGUAACUUACAUUUGGGACAGGAACAAAAAACGCAAAGUUCGGAGAAGAAGAAGGGAAACGCUCAAAAACUACUUUAAUUUACGUUUUGUAUAAUUUUAGUUUUGUUUGCUUCUGUAUUUUUUUUUUUUAAAUUUGCAUAUAUAUUCUUCUUGUUUUUUUUUUUUUUUGUUUUUUAUUGUAAUGCAAGAGAAGGCAAAAUACGAUAUACUUUCUCUAAACGUAAGGGGAAUAAGAGAUCAAGCCAAACGGAGGAGCAUUUUUCUAUAUCUCAAAGAUCAUAACUCAAAAAUUUAUUUCUUGCAAGAAACUUACUCUCAACCAGAAGAUGAAAUUAUUUGGAAAAACGAAUGGGGAGGUGAAAUAUUUUUCUCUCACGGAUCCAGGCAUAGUAAAGGUGUUUGCAUUCUUUUACACCCUACGGUACAAAAUAAGAUCGAUUACUCAUUCAGUGACAAGUCCAUUAUCUUAUGAAGAAUGCAAAAAAGCUUUAGACACUUUUCAAAACAACAAAGCUCCAGGAGAAGAUGGUUUCACGGUUGAAUUUUAUAUGUUUUUUUUCGAUCUGCUAGGACACGAUCUUGUUGCUAGUUUCAAUGCGGCCUAUGAUGCAAAUGAACUCACCAUUUCACAACGAAGAGGCGUUAUUACUUUAAUUCCCAAAGAAGAUGGCUCGCUACUAGAACUUUCAAACUGGAGACCGGUAACACUGCUAAAUGUUGAUUGCAAGAUAGCAACUAAGGCAAUAGCAAGGAGAAUAGAACCAUUAUUACCAAAUCUAGUGCACACUGAUCAAACCGGUUUUAUCAAAGGAAGAUAUAUCGGGGAAAAUAUUAGGCUAAUAAUCGACAUAAUGGAACAUACGAAGUCAGAAAGCAUACCUGGCAUUCUAGUAUCUCUAGAUUUUCGGAAAGCUUUUGAUUCUCUAGAAUGGUCGUUCAUGAUGAAAGCACUGGAUAUAUUCAAUUUCGGAACAAGUAUAAAAAGAUGGAUCAGUACAUUCUAUACAAAAAUUGAGAGCGCGGCGAUAAACAAUGGUUUCAUGACCAACUGGUUUAGACCGUCAAGAGGAGUGCGACAGGGUGUCCCCUUUCUCCGUACUUAUUUGUGCUUUCCACGGAGAUAUUAUCCAGCAAAAUCAGACAAGAACCAAGUAUAACAGGAAUCAAAAUAUUCGGGCACGAAAUCAAAUUGAGCCAAUUCGCAGACGACACAAACCUUUUCUGUGCAGAUUUGAUCUCCGUUGAAAAUGCUUUGAAAACGGUGGGAGAUUUUGGGAGGCUAGCGGGUCUCAAGUUAAACAUAAAGAAAUCGAAAGCAAUUUGGUUGGGAAAAUGGGAAAAAAAAACAAAAGUUAUCCUUUACAACUAAAAUGGUUACAUAGUCCGGCUCGCCUCUUAGGAAUUCAUGUCUCUUAUGAUGAGAAGGGUAACAAUGAAUUGAACUUUAAUCUGAAAAUACGAAAACUUCAAACAAAGCUGGAUAUGUGGAGAUCUAGAGACCUCACACUAUUUGGGAAGGUACUGAUAAUUAAGUCCCUAGGAUUGUCACAAUUAAUUUAUUCAGCUUCAAUUCUUAAUGUUCCCGAAGAUAUCGCAAGCACAGUGAAAACAAAGUUUUUUAGUUUCUUAUGGAAAAACAAAAGGGAUAAAAUUAAACGAACUGGGCUCUAUCAGGAUCUUGGAAGAGGCGGAAUACGUAUGGUAGACAUCGACAUAAUGUUUAAAGCUCUAAAACUAGCCUGGAUUCCAAGAUUACUGACUCCAGGGAACCAGAAUUGGAAAACAGUUCCUGAUUACUACCUAAGAAAAUUCGGAGGUUUGAACUUUUUACUGAGAUGUAACUACGAUGCGAAAUACAUAAAAUCUAUUCCAUUGUUUUACCGAAAUAUUCUAGUAUACUUCAGUGAAUUAAAAACUCUGUACAGCUUUGAUCAAGCACAAAAUAUAAUUCUAUUCAACAACAAAGAAAUACUUGUUGACAGUAAAACCUUUUUUAUCAGGGAAUGGUUUAAAAAAGGUAUCCUGUCAAUACAAGAUCUCUUACACAAUACCGGUCAACCGAUGACCUAUCAGGAAUUUACGAAUAAGUAUUCCUGUAAAACUAACUUCCUUCAAUACUAUCAAGUUAUUAGCGCUAUCCCAAAGCACCUAUUAGCCAAAGUAAAAUCAACGAAGCCAAUUAAUAAAGAGUUAUAUUCUGAUAAUAAUCUUAGUCUACAAUUAAAUAAAUCGAUAACUCUAUAUCUGAACAAAAUCAAGACUAGCGACUUCUAUACGUUAUUAUGCACAAAAAUCCACACAACAGGUCAUUCUGGGCCACAGAGAUGGAGCAAAGAUCUUUCCUUGGAUGAAGAUAAAUGGGAAAAAAUAUUCACCUCCCUAAAAACCGUCUGUAGAGAGACCAAAUUAAAGGAAUUUCAAUAUAAAUUAAUCCACCGAAUUGUAGUCACCAAAAAGGAACUUUACCGCUAUGGAAUCAAGGAAGAUGAUGAAUGUAUAUAUUGUGGUGAAAAAGACUCUAUUAAUCAUACUUUUAGAGAUUGUCAUUUCGUCAAGAUUUUCAUUCAACGGGUUAUCAACUGGUUCAAUAUAGAAAACAAGAUCAAUCUCAACCCAUCUAGCGAAGAAAGACUGUUCGGCAUCCUCUCGGACUUACAUGAAAAGGUACUAGUAAGGAAAUUCAAUUAUACCAUGUUGUUUAUGAGAUACUACAUCUACGCCAACAAACUACACAACAAACCAAUUCUCCUCCAAGACUUCGUUGGUAAAAUGAUAAUUAAAUACAGAAUUGAAAAGCUAUAAAAUAGACAUGAAAAGUAACUCCUCUGACCUUUUUUUUUGUGUGUGUGUGUUUAUGUGGGGGUGUGUGUGUGUGUGUGAUGUACUAGAAUUGUAAGUAGUGUAACCAUUGUAAUUAUUAGUAGUACGAGCAUCGUAUGGAUGGUAUUGUCAGUAUAGCCAAUAUUGUAAAUAGUGCAAGUAUAGUGAAUAUUGUUAGUAGUAUUUAGUUUCAGUAGUGUUUAGUACUGUAAACAUUUAAUAUAUGUCUGUAAGGCAAAAAUAAAUUUAAAAAAAAACAACAAAAAAAAAAAACAACACUAACUUAUUAAACAUAACGUAUGGAAAAUAUCCCAAGCUAUGCGAAAAGAUUAUGACUAGAAAUAUGAACAAUAACACCGUAGGAAACACGCACCAAUCAGCAAUUGAAAUGCAAGUUAAAAGUAAAAGUUAAGAAAGGUAAUCUUUCAAAAGAAAAUUUUGAACGUAGUCAAUAACAUAGAUAUGGAAUUUCUCAUUUCUUACCGGACUUCCAGUAAAUGUGAGAAAUUUCAUACCAACCCAGUCUUGCUGCCUCAAAACUUAACCAUGCCAACGCCCAUUUAACAUUGUUGAUUAUCUCACGCAGUCGGAUGACUGCUCCGCUACACUUUCCUUUUAGGGAAAAGGGGAGGAGGUGGGUAAAAACAGACAGCGUCGGAUAAAAACAGAAAGCGCCUUCACUCGAUGAAAGUGUGAAAAGAAUGAUCAGUAAUCGAUACUCGCCUCGAUGUCAUACGGGCUCAACUCCCUAGAGGGUGAAUGCUAAAAAUGUACCAUCCUAACCCAUCUAAUACUUCCUGGAUUAUGUAACGCCAACUUUCUUUUAAGCGUCACACAUAAGUACAGAAAGAUAUACUAAACAACAAUUCGUUGAACUGUUUCAGGAUUUAAUUACUAUUAUCGAAAAACGUUUUGUAAGUUUAUUUGACAUUAUAAGAAAACUUUAUAAAUAAACUGUUUUUGUAACCACCAGACAAUUUACACUUUAUCUACAAGGCUCAUGUACAAGCUUCUCAGUUAUUUCAAGGCUGUAACAUUUUGCUUGUUACAUUUCGCGUUGAAAAUAUUGUUUCAUUUUGCGUCAAAAAGUUGUUACAUUUCGCGUUAAAAAGUUGUUACAUUUUGUGCCAAAAGUUGUUACAUUUCGGGUUAAUGUUACAUUUCGCGUCAAAAGUUGUUACAUUUCGCGUUAAUGUUACAUUUUGCGUCAAUUGUUACAUUUUGCGGCGUAACAGGGUGUCUCCCUUCCCCUCAUUGUCUCCUCGUAUAUGUAUGUUGGUCUCUUACAAGAAAAAAAACAAUGUGAAAGAAGCAAAGGCAAGAAUCGCCAGCCGGUAUACCCAGCGCAGCGAAAGCGCAAUCCGGAGGUGGGGGUUCGGUGCAUGGUGGUACCGAGUUGAACUCCUCGGCCAUUCUUAUAAAAAGCAAACUACUUUGCCAAUUGACAGUCAGUGUUUGAUUUGAUUAUUUUUCAAUAAUUAUUUUAGUGCCGUGUACAUGUAAACUAGCUAUAGCCCUGGGGCGGGGAAGGGGGGGGGGGGACUUCGCAUAUGAAAGGGGGGGGGACUCGUCGUCUCGCUCAGGGGCGUAAAUUUCGGUUUUUGGUCUCACUUAGGGCCUUCCAUGAUAUUUAGCCGUGAAUGUCUCGCUUAAAGUUGCACGCCAAAAAAUAUAAUAUAUAAUUAUAUAUAUAUAUAAUAUUGUCUGUGUUUUAACAUGGCCUCUUUUAGGGGUCAAAAAAGCUUGGGCCAGGCCCAGAUCGGUCUCCUUAAGGGGUUUAAUUCAAAAUUUCCGACGAGCAUCCCCACCCCUUUCAUAUGUGGAGUCCCCCCCGGGGGCCAUAGCACCUAAGUGUAUUCCCACGAUCAAAAAAAGCAACACUACAUUUACAUAUUGUAAGAUGUGACGUGGACAUAAUGAAAUUGGAAGUACUGAGUUAACUUAGGUUUUAUUUUGCGUAGAUAUGGUGACAAAACUCCCAGGUCGUUUAUUGGCCGUCUGUUUGGUGUGUUAUGGAUCCUUCUUGGUCUCAUUGUCAUUACCAUGUUUACUGCCACAGUAACUUCCGCUCUAACUCUCAGCUCCUCGCCACAAUUUAGCAAUUCAUUGGAAGGACUGGAUGUGAGUGUUCAAUUAGAUUACGAGAUUGUAAGCGAUGUCCCUUCUCAGGGCACGGAAAAGAUCGCAAAAGAAAAAACAAGGGAAGUUGCAAAAAUUGAAACUUAAAAGGUUACUUAUCAGCAAGGUUAUCAUUUAUAAUUUUUGAAGCUGAAAAUCAGUUUGUAAACUUUCUUAUUUUCUGAAAAUUUAAAUGAAUUUUACUGAAAAUGUAUUACAAAAGGUGUAAAACCGAAGUUAUCAAAGAAAAAAUCGUCUCAAAGAAAUUCUUGCAAGGAUACGACGCUUUGAAAAAAUAACAAAUUUCCUAGAAAUUAAAAUGUUUUUACCUAUACCGACUAGUGGAAGUAGUGCUAAUCUCAUAAGAACAGAAAACUGGCCUUUGAUAUCGGUGGACGCCUUUCAUUAGGGGUAGAACCUUUCGACUAUCUUUGCACUGACUAAACUUUCUUUUCGAUCAAUUCCGAAAAAAAGAAAGUCUUCUAAAAGAAAACUUCAGUCAUUUCAAGCUAUAAUUAACAAAUUUCAUAGCGACCAAUUAAAAUUAACAAGUGGUUGCUUAUGAGAAUAAAACCACUGGAUGUUUCUUCCAAGAUUAGGUCCGGACUUAUCUAUCUUAUAACCCUUUAAGUCCCGAUAGUGACCAACAUCAAUUUUCUCCUAACAAUAUCCAGUAAUUGUCAAGAGAUGCAGUUAUGAGAAUUAACAAAUGAUCACCGAUAAGAAAAAACCUUGAUCUGUUAUUAAAUUCUCUCAACUGAUUCUUAAAGGAAAUGUAUGGAGAUCAGUUUGGAGAAUUUGUAUGUUGAUAUUGGGACUUAAAGGGAUAAUAUGGAAGAUAACUCAGUUUUACACGCAAUUUCUAAGUUACGAUAUGUAUAGAUCCAUGCCGUCGCUAAAAGUUCUUACAAAGAACAAAGAGGUUGAAAACAAUAGAAAAUAAUAAAACCGUCAUCCUCCAGAAGUGUUCGCGGUCUCUUACAGGAGGUUGUCGUUUACGAGAGGUUUGGAACUUUGAGGAUUUGACUGGAAAAUGUAUGGUGUUUUGGAUAAGUGAUGCUUAUGGGAGGUGAUUGUUUAUGAGAGGUGGUCGCAUAUGGAGACAAACCCAAAGCAAGGGGCGCACAUACACCAACCCACCGCCUGGCCAGCACCUCACGCAUGCGCGGAGGUUGACAACUGUAAUUUUUUUUUCAAAUAAAUCCAGCACUGGUUUCACUUUAUCAGCUGUCCUACACGGCGUUUAUUUCGCCAAACAUUGCUUAAGUUCUCCGUACAGCCGGUCCUAACUUUGAACUAUCUGUCUUGGAAUCUGUAAAUUUAGUUUAAUUUAUGGAAAAAAAUGAUCGUUUUUUGCCUUUGUUCUGACUCCUUUUUACAGGUAGGUGUGCUGUCACAAGAUAUUAAAGCUCAGGAUGAAGCAAAUUAUACUGGCGCAAUUUCUUAUCGUAAGUUCUUUCUUAAGUUACUAGUCAGCCCAGAAAGAAAUUUGUUUUGUUUUGAACCAAGCCAAGUUGGCCUAAUGUGAUACUUCAUCCAUAAACCUAUUAGUCUUCCAUAGUCAUAGGACUGGGAGGGAUGGGGGGGAGUUUUGAGAAACGUUUUAUACAGGAAGGCUCCGCCCCAAGGUCCAAAACGGCCCCUUACCCUUUUAUAUACCAUUUUUGACAGAAAACGUACCCCUUUCGUAUACUUCCUAAUGAAAAAUGUAUCCCUUUCACAACCCAAGUUUAGAACUUUGUAUCCCUUUUAACUGCUGUAAAUGAAUUGUCUUAAUUUUAAAUAUGAACAAAUCACAAAGUUUUGUCGACUCUUUCGCAGCCCUGAAAUGCAUCUGUUAGCCCGUUUUAGCAUUUUGACAGACCGAAAUGACAGAUUUCCCUACACUUUCAUAUACUUCAACUAAUGAAAUCCCUACCCUUUUAUAUACCUGAGUGAAGCCUGAAAAAGUACCCCUUUCGGGUGGAGCCUCCCUUUAUAGGCUUUUAUAGGGAGGUCCCCCCGAGAUCUUAGGAUGUUAUCUAUAAACCUUUAGACGUUAGAACAACCCUCACCCUUAGUUUUAUUGUUGUUUUUUACUUUCGGCUUAGUGUACGACGAUCCUGAAGCUUUGUAUAAUGCUUUGGUAGAUUACGAUGUGGAUGGCAUUUUUAUGGAGAGACUUCAAGCUUAUUACCAUUUCAGCGGAAAAACUGAGGACGAAAACUUGCGUAUAUUUGAAGUGAUUCAUGCGGAAAUAACAUACAAGAUGGCACUUAAAAGAAGUACAACGUGUAGAUUUUUAGAGAAAAACUUUUGCUUUAGGCGGCGAAUAGAACAUCCUUUGAUAGACACGUUUGUCAAACGAUACACUGUGCCUUUGAAGGUAAUUUAUUUUGUAUUUUUGAGCUUGUAAGAACAGUGUCAAACGUUAAGGUAGAGGUAGUCAGAUACAAUUAUACCGGUUUAAAACAAAAUAGUCUCCCCAAAUUUGAUAAACUUGUUCAAUUACUAAACACCUAGAACACUGAUCCACAAGCCGAAAACCUGGUCGAUAGCUCGCACCUACUGUACAGAAAGCUGUCAGAUGAAUUUGCAUUACAUCGCCUUUCCUCUAUCCCUUUUUCCAUCUCUUGCGGAGAGUUCUAUAUGUGCAUCACUACCACGCGAGCAGAGGCCCCUCGACUUACGGCCUCUGCUCCCAGUGGGGGAGGGUAGUGCCUCACCUCUUGCGGCUAAGUUCCUUUUCAUCCUUCUCUGAAUGAGCGGCUUACGCUAAUUUUCGUCAAAAUUUUACCGAGUUCCAGAGGAAGUAUGAUAAUCGUAUCUACUACGCGCUGUUGUCCGUUAAGUACUUUCCAAAAUAUCAAUUUGUUUAUUUUUCUUAAUCAUUCUAGGUUUUUAGGCCAUCCGUGGAUACAGAAGGUCUGAUAUCGGGAAGUUCCUCCCACACUGGAAUUUUACUUCUCACCAUCUUGGGCAUCCUGGUUGGUCUCGUUUUGCUUGGCGUUUUGGUCGAUAUUUUUGUUCUAAAAUCGGAAAAGCGACUCUGCUCUUUUCGUAAGUUCACCAAUUAA
Molecule: messenger RNA, 11018 nt
Organism: Porites lobata
Lineage: Eukaryota; Metazoa; Cnidaria; Anthozoa; Scleractinia; Poritidae
Source: the annotation of a GenBank genome assembly